Molecule: messenger RNA, 321 nt
Organism: Protopolystoma xenopodis
Lineage: Eukaryota; Metazoa; Platyhelminthes; Monogenea; Polystomatidea; Polystomatidae
Source: the annotation of a GenBank genome assembly
AUGGAGCCCAAGUGUUCGGGCAAGGCUACUAAAAAUUCCACCUCGGAAAAGUAUUUUGAUAUUACCCAUGAUUCAGAUGAGGAGGAUUCCUAUGAUUAUGCAACGAAUGAAAAGGAGGAAGCUCUAGCACUGGAAGAAGAAGAAACAUGUGAUAAUCCUAUCUACUUAGUUGACCAAGAUUUAAAUCCCUCUGAGGAUCCCCCUACCUAUGAAAAACUUGCUGGCCGCUCUAAAUCAGCAUCUGAUACCCUCUGUCGCCGGAAGAAAGCUCAGCUUCCUUUUUCCUUGACUUGUUUACGCAACCUCUGUUUAUGCCAUUAA